CUCUCGGAGUCUCUGCUCCGAGUUCCUGGUUGGAUAAUUUGGGUUAAUACUAGUGAGUGAGGUUUUUGCGGCUUCAAAGGGUAUUUCAAGUUUCCGGAGCUCCUCCCCUCUGCACCGUGUGACAACAACAACUCGUCCAGCCGGCAGCCUGCACUUUUCAGCUCAUUUUCUCUCUGUCAUUCGCCUCUCAAUCUUUGAUCAAUGUACUUGCCAGGGAGAGCCCAAGUCCUUCAAACCUCCUCCUUUUCACCUUCAUCCUUAACUUUGUGCUAGAGCGGGACCCACACAACAACAGCCGACCCUCCCCGCCCCCGCCCCCACCCCCCCAAACCAGCCCUCCAUCCCAGCCCCCGGAGAGGACUCGCAUUUCGACUUGCGGGACACUUUUGUGCGUUUCUCUCCAGAGCGCCUCUCGUGCUCGCCCCUCCUGCGCUCGCUCUUUAUCACCUUCACCUCCUUUUCUCCCCCUUCUCUCCCUUUCUCCUUCUCGCUCUCUCCUGGAGUUGUUGUUGUUGCCCCCCUCGCUCCUUCUCCCCCCUUUUUUCCCCUUCCCCUCCCGGGGUGUGUGGCAACUUUUCCCCUCGCUUCUCCUCCGUCUGCUUCCCCUUAUAUGUGACCAUGGCAGUGCCGGCGGCUUUGAUCCCUCCGACCCAGCUGGUCCCCCCUCAACCCCCAAUCUCCACGUCUGCUUCCUCCUCUGGCACCACCACCUCCACCUCUUCGGCGACUUCGUCUCCGGCUCCUUCCAUCGGACCCCCGGCGUCCUCUGGGCCAACUCUGUUCCGCCCGGAGCCCAUCGCUUCGGCGGCAGCGGCGGCCACAGUCACUUCUACCGGCGGUGGCGGCGGCGGAGGCAGUGGAGGCGGCGGCGGCAGCGGCGGCAAUGGAGGCGGCGGUGGCAGCAACUGCAACCCCAGCCUGGCGGCCGCGAGCAACACCAGCGGCGGCGGCGGCGGCAGCAUCAGCGCUAGCGGCGGCGUCGCCUCCAGCACCCCCAUCAACGCGAGCACCGGCAGCAGCAGCAGCAGCAGCAGUAGCAGCAGCAGCAGCAGUAGCAGUAGCAGCAGCAGCAGCAGCAGCAGCAGCAGCAGCUGCGGCCCCCUCCCCGGGAAACCCGUGUACUCAACCCCGUCCCCAGUGGAAAACACCCCCCAGAAUAAUGAGUGCAAAAUGGUGGAUCUGAGGGGGGCCAAAGUGGCUUCCUUCACGGUGGAGGGCUGCGAGCUGAUCUGCCUGCCCCAGGCUUUCGACCUGUUCCUGAAGCACUUGGUGGGGGGCUUGCACACAGUCUACACCAAGCUGAAGCGGCUGGAGAUCACGCCGGUGGUGUGCAAUGUGGAACAGGUUCGCAUCCUGAGGGGACUGGGCGCCAUCCAGCCCGGAGUGAACCGCUGCAAACUCAUCUCCAGGAAGGACUUCGAGACCCUCUACAAUGACUGCACCAACGCAAGUUCUAGACCUGGAAGGCCUCCUAAGAGGACUCAAAGUGUCACCUCCCCAGAGAACUCUCACAUCAUGCCACAUUCUGUCCCUGGUCUCAUGUCUCCUGGGAUAAUUCCACCAACAGGUCUGACAGCAGCAGCUGCAGCAGCUGCUGCUGCUACCAACGCAGCUAUUGCCGAAGCAAUGAAAGUGAAAAAAAUCAAAUUAGAAGCCAUGAGCAACUAUCAUGCCAGUAAUAACCAACAUGGAGCAGAUUCUGAAAAUGGGGACAUGAAUUCAAGCGUCGGCAGCAGUGAUGGUUCCUGGGAUAAGGAAGCACUGCCCUCUUCCCCAUCCCAGGGACCUCAGGCCUCUGUCACCCACCCCCGUAUGCCUGGAGCACGUAGCCUUCCAAUUAGUCAUCCUCUCAACCAUCUUCAGCAGAGCCACCUUCUGCCAAAUGGACUGGAACUUCCUUUUAUGAUGAUGCCCCACCCUCUAAUUCCUGUCAGCCUACCUCCAGCAUCUGUCACCAUGGCAAUGAGCCAGAUGAACCACCUCAGCACCAUUGCAAAUAUGGCGGCAGCAGCACAAGUUCAGAGUCCCCCAUCCAGAGUUGAGACAUCCGUUAUUAAGGAGCGUGUUCCGGAUAGCCCCUCACCUGCCCCCUCUCUGGAGGAGGGCAGAAGGCCUGGCAGUCACCCAUCAUCACAUCGCAGCAGCAGCGUGUCCAGCUCCCCUGCACGGACUGAGAGCUCUUCUGACAGAAUCCCGGUUCAUCAGAAUGGAUUGUCCAUGAACCAGAUGCUGAUGGGCUUAUCACCAAAUGUACUCCCUGGGCCCAAAGAGGGGGAUUUGGCUGGUCAUGACAUGGGACAUGAGUCGAAAAGGAUGCAUAUUGAAAAAGAUGAGACCCCGCUUUCUACACCAACCGCAAGAGACAGCCUUGACAAACUUUCUCUAACUGGGCAUGGACAACCACUGCCUCCAGGUUUUCCAUCUCCUUUUCUGUUUCCUGAUGGACUGUCUUCCAUAGAGACCCUUCUGACUAACAUACAGGGGCUCUUGAAAGUUGCCAUAGAUAAUGCCAGAGCUCAAGAGAAACAGGUCCAACUGGAAAAAACAGAGCUGAAGAUGGAUUUUUUAAGGGAAAGAGAACUAAGAGAAACACUUGAGAAGCAGUUGGCUAUGGAACAAAAGAAUAGAGCCAUAGUUCAAAAGAGGCUAAAGAAGGAAAAGAAGGCAAAGAGAAAAUUGCAGGAAGCACUUGAGUUUGAGACGAAACGGCGUGAACAAGCAGAACAGACGCUAAAACAGGCAGCUUCAACAGAUAGUCUCAGGGUCUUAAAUGACUCUCUGACCCCAGAGAUAGAAGCUGACCGCAGUGGCGGCAGAACAGAUGCUGAAAGGACAAUACAAGUCUUCUUUACCUCAGAAAGGGAUAGAAGAACAGAGAAAGUAAUGAGAUGUCAUUGUCUUUCACUUUGCUGAAAUCCGGAGAUCUCACCUUCCAAUCAGGACAAGAUGGAAGACUGUAUUUGAAAACUACUGUCAUGUACUGAAUCUUUCCUGUUGAAGAAAUCCAUGUUAGAGAAAAGAACUUUACCAUCAGACAUUCAUCAUGGGAAAGUUCAGACAAAAUAAAGUCCUUUUAAGGGAACUUUCUGAAUUUUGUGUAUUAAUGUUCUUUAAAAGUUUAAGUAUUCUACAAAAAAAAAAGUUUCCUCCAUUGAUUUUCACCUGUGGUUCAUACCAGAGACCUGAGAAUGUUUGUAAAUGUACAAGUAUCAAACUUCUUACAGUUAAUAACUGCAACUUGCUGCUGGACAAUUGUAUACAGAGUUAAAGGCAGGUCCGAAUAAGACCUAUCUUUGUUUUUUUCUAAUGGAAUGAACCAUUUCCUCUUCUGAAAAUUCUGUAUCUGAGCACAUCAAGAGACUCUUGUAGCAGUGGUUACCCAGACUUACAGAAUUAUUUCCCCCAGAAACCAGCAAGAACACUUGGAAUGAACUGGUAGGGGGCAUAGAGGAUUCUUGAAAACAGAAUAAAGAGUGAUAUUCUGUUACAUUCAAUUUCAAACUCUCUAAUUGUAGGUUUUCUCCUGAAGAUUUUUUUUUUUUACACACUUUCCAAAAGACCAACAAAUGGAUAUUGACAACAACCCAAUGAAAUAAUGUUUUGCAUAUCUGAAAAGAAGCAUUGAAUAUAAGCCAAAAGGUUUUGCUGAAGGUCUUUUUUUCUUAAAGUAAAAAGCAUAUAUAAAUGUAACAUGUUUUCAUUCCAAACUGGUAGUGGUAUAUAGAAGUAAAGAUAUUAAUGUUGCUUCUUAUUCAAACCAUUGGUCAUAUGUACAGUAUAUAAACAUAAAACACACAAGGAAGGUAUUAUGUAUGCAGUAGUAUACUAGAGUUUAGGAAAAUGAAAAUUUUAGAAAAUAUGUUUUGUCACCCUGUUGGUCAGAAAGACGUCUUUCUGGUUUUAACGCAUGCAGGCAUGUAAAUAUUUGUCUGGAGUCACAGUAUUAAUGAAUGAAAUCUUAAGCAUCUGGUGACAUCAAAACUCUGUGUCAGCCACUUUUAUUUGUAUAUUGAACCCUAGUUAGUGCCCCAAGCUGCACUAUUGGGUGGAUUGUGGCUGAACGCAAAUCAAAACACCAGAAAUAUUUUUAUAUGUUAAUGUCAUAUUAUGUUAAUGUUGCUGAAAACAAAACCUAACAAACCUUGAUGUACCAGUCCAAUACCAUGUAGCGCUGAGUGAUAAAGUUAAAAUGUGCUGUGCUUCCCACCCUGGUCAGAGGGAAGGGUGGCUAUGUGUUAUUUUCACUGUCUUUUUGAAAGUUACAGUAUGUGUUUUCACUUUUGUGCAGAUAACUGGAAGUAAAGCAGCAAACAGUGCUUAUCACAUGCUAAAGUUACCUUCUCUUUAUUUUUUGCAUAUCUGGAAUUAACCCUUUAAAGACUGAUAUGAAUCAGUACAGUCACUGUACAUUUUAUGAUUUUUCUGUCAUCUUAAAAUUGUAUGAUCAUAACAUUAUUUAUUACCAUAAAACAGCAAAAUCUUCAAUGUCUAAGAAAACUAGCUUAAAAUGUUUAAAUAUAGUUCUAAUUGGGUAUUAAUUACUUGAUUAAGAAAAAAUUAACAUUAUAGAUACUCUGGCAUUAUGCUUCUAUACCUUUAGGUCUUCCUUGCAAUACUGGAACGUAAUUCUUUUGUGUAGCUAACUAUUAACCCGCUAAGUUCAUUUUUUUAAUACCAUAAAAAGGUUAUAUGUACAGUUCCUAUUUUAGCUUGCUUACAAAAGGAGCAUUGUUUUUAUUUAAAGUAUUGUUACUAAAUGCUUUGUAGAAACUUGGUUUUCUAAGCAUACUUCUUCCAUAGCCAUCUUUUGUUGUUUGAACACAAGAGAUGCUCUUCCUAGUUCUAUGUAUUUUGUUUCCUUAUAUGCAGUCUUUAAAGGAUUACAACACUUAAAAUUGAAUGGACUUGUGUCAAGCUUUUGCAUCAUACAUUUUUUGAAAGAUUUUCUAAAAAGUCUACAACUUACAUAUGUAGUAGAAUCAGCCAUUGCUCUGCUCCUGGCAUAGAGUCACCUGUUACGUGGAUUAAAUAGUUUUAAAAUACAUACUUUGAAGACCUUUGAGAAUGCUUUAGUGUUUGGUUUGAAAUAAAAGGAAAUUUUAGCAAGGAUUAAAGAAAAAAGCUAUCAGCUAUAUGUUAAGAGAGACUCUUACUAACAUGUUGUAAAUAUUACAAUUCAUGAAAUGUUAUUGUAAGUCUGUAACUUAAUUUUUGCCCUUUUUUAGUUAUACAGGUUGGUUUGGAAAUCUGAGUUUUGGCAUAAACAAGUAAAAUGUGCCCAUUUUAUGAUUUUUGUGCUUUUGUAAUCCUAAAAAUAUUAAUGUCUAGUUGUUCUAUAUUAUAACCACAUCUGCGCUCUAUGCAAGCCCUUGGAACAGAACAUACUCAUCUUCAUGUAGGACCUAUGAAAAUUGUCUAUUUUUAUCUAUAUAUUUAAAGUUUUCUAAAAAUGAUAAAAGGUUAUUACGAAUUUUGUUGUACAAAAUCUGUACAAAAAUCUGUUUUUACAUCAUAAUGCAAGAAUUGGAAAUUUUUCUAUGGUAGCCUAGUUAUUUGAGCCUGGUUUCAAUGUGAGAACCACGUUUACUGUUAUUGUAUUUAAUUUUCUUUUUCUUUUCAACAAUCUCCUAAUAAAACUGUCUGAAAUCUC
Molecule: messenger RNA, 5650 nt
Organism: Callithrix jacchus (white-tufted-ear marmoset)
Lineage: Eukaryota; Metazoa; Chordata; Mammalia; Primates; Cebidae
Gene: DACH1
Product: dachshund family transcription factor 1
Biological process (GO): regulation of transcription by RNA polymerase II
Cellular component (GO): transcription regulator complex; nucleus
Molecular function (GO): RNA polymerase II cis-regulatory region sequence-specific DNA binding; DNA-binding transcription factor activity, RNA polymerase II-specific
Source: RefSeq, a predicted model, not a curated record